Messenger RNA from Rotaria socialis, 1149 nucleotides. Lineage: Eukaryota; Metazoa; Rotifera; Eurotatoria; Philodinida; Philodinidae. The record is from the annotation of a GenBank genome assembly.
AUGUCUGCCGAUUGGAGCAGUCGCGCGGAAAUGGUGAUUCUCACCGGUAAUUCAUAUCCUGAAUUGGCAGAGAAUAUUUCAAGAAUUGUUCAUUCUUACAAAUCAGACAGUUCUCAUCGUAUUAAACCACUUGGCGAAUGCCUUGUUAUUAAAAGUUCCGAUAAAGAAACGCGUGUCGAAAUCUAUGAAUCAGUUCGUAGUAAAGAUGUAUUUAUUAUUCAAACAGGCUCGACAAAAGAUCCAAAUGAUGAUCUUAUGGAACUGAUGAUCAUGAGCUAUGCAUGUAAAACAUCAUGCGCAAAAAAUAUUGUUGGAGUUUUGCCUUAUUUACCUUAUAGUAAACAAAGUAAACAGAAAAAACGUGGCUGUAUUACAAUGAAACUUGUCGCUCAAAUGCUUGUUAAAGCUGGGUUAACACAUUUAAUAACUGUUGAUUUACAUCAAAAAGAAAUUCAAGGAUUUUUCGAUAUUCCGGUUGACAAUUUACGAGCAUCCUCUUUUCUCGUUGAUUAUAUCAAAGAACAAAUACCCGAUUGGCGUAAUUCUGUUAUAAUUGCACGUAAGCCUAAUCAAGCAAAACGUGCAACAGGUUUUGCUCAACGAUUAAAAUUAAACAUUGCUGUUAUCCAUGGUUUUCAGGAUCGAGAAAGUGAAAGUGAAGAAGCAGACGGAAGAAAUUCACCACCACCGCCGAUGCCUAGUUUAGAUACUUCUAUACCUCUGUCCGAACGACGAAGCGUAUUUACUAUUCCUUCACUUGCAUUAGGCGAACAAGUGCAUGUCAAAGGGAAGUUGCCCAUGGAUGUUGUCGGCGAUGUUGGUGGUCGCAUUGCGAUCAUUGUUGAAGAUAUGAUCGAUGAUGUGCCUGGUCUUGUGCAAGCUGCCGACAUACUUUUCGAUCGUGGUGCAUAUAAAAUCUAUGCACUUGCAACACAUGCUCUAUUUACACGUGAUGCUCCAUUGCUAAUCGAACAAUCUCGAAUAUCUGAAGUUAUCGUAACAAAUACAGUGCCGCAUGAGUUUGCUAAACUUCAAUGUUCAAAAAUCAAAACCGUUGAUAUAAGUUUACUUGUAUCCGAAGCGAUUCGCCGUAUACACAAUCAAGAAUCAAUGAGUUAUUUAUAUCGUAAUGUUGAACCGAAUGAUUAA